Messenger RNA from Ascoidea rubescens DSM 1968, 1388 nucleotides. RefSeq lists its product as uncharacterized. The record is from RefSeq and is a predicted model, not a curated record. The transcript is spliced from 3 exons. Lineage: Eukaryota; Fungi; Ascomycota; Saccharomycetes; Ascoideales; Ascoideaceae. The coding region runs from base 219 to 1388 and encodes 389 amino acids.
AAACAGUGUUUAUAUUUGCUAUAGAAAAGCCAACUCCACUGGCUACCCCAACGCUUCUUUUGCUGCUGGUAUCAAACAUAUCAUAGAUUUCAAAAUAGAAUUUAGCAACAGAAAGCAGGUUGAGGAUAUUUUUCAGUUUUUAAUACAUUUAAUUGUUGUUACAAGAUUAGACAUCCCAACUGAUGUUAGUUCGAUUUGCUUGAUGGAAGAUAAAACUAAUGCUGAAAUUUUUUGUGUCUGAUUGUGUUAAAUCAAUGUUAAAUGCACAAUUCAGAAAUGAGAAAUUGAAGUUUACAACCAAAUACUUGUUAAAUUUGGAUUUAAAUACAGAGCUUAAUCUCCAAAUAUCCACUCAUAAUGCUGACUAUAUGAUUUUACCCCAAUUGAAUAAUUUUUUGGGAAAUUAUAUUGCAAAAAACAUUAUUCCUGAUCAACUCAAAAAUGCAAUCAAUGUUCUUUUCUUAUUUGACGAGACUGAUGUUCUAAUUCAAAACCAUUUUAAUAAUAAUAAUGCAGAAGACCCUGUAGGAUAUAAUUUGCCCAAAAUAACUGAUAUUGCAGUUGAUAAACUCGUUCAUGUUGCAGUUGAGCAUGAUCCAUGUUACUAUAGCAUUCUGAGAAAAGAAAUAUCCAGUAUCAAAGCUGUAGCUGGCCAACUUUUUGCUAUUCCAAUGAGGAACUUAUCGUCAAAACCAGAAUUAUUUGUUGUAGAACACAUGGCGAUGUUGACACAUAUCGGCAAUAAAAGAGAAGAUAUUGUUGCUGUCUAUCAGUCUGAGCCUGUUUUGGCGUUGGAUACACAUCAAUUUUCAAAUUAUUAUCCAAAUUUUUAUGAUAAAUUUUUUUCAAUUGUGGCUAUCCUCGAUGCUGGGGAUAUAGGCGAAAUAGCAGCUCAAAUAAUUGUUUUAGAGAUAUUAAAAGGAUACUUUGCGAAUCAAAUUGGAACAAUUGAUUUUGAAGUUGAUGUCACUUCAUUUUUAGGUGGUGCCGGUAUUGAGUUGGAAGACGCAGAUCUACCUUUCAAAAAAGGGAAAGUUUAUAGGUUGUGGAUUGAUAUUAUUAUUCCUGUGUUUUGCUCGUCCAAUAACACUUUUUAUUUUUUGGCUUUGCAAAUUAAGAACCGUCAAACUGAAAUUAAAAGAGAGUUUAAAGAAUUCGACAAGAAGUUGGUAUUAUUCUGCAAUGACAACAGUAUGCCAUAUCAGCCAGUAGGGAUCUGGAUGGAGCUAGGAAUUAUUAAAAGCUCUAUUGAGAUAAUUACAGCUUCUGAAGACUAUAAACCGGCAAGGCAAACCAGAAAAAGUGCUAAACGCAAAAGAACUAGUUCUUCAAACGAGCCACCAAUUAUAAAGAUUUGUAGCUUGGAGAGCUUCAAAAUAUCCGAGUAA